AUGGAGGAGGACACAAGCGAAAUCACUAUCACCGAAAACGUGCCGCUUAAAGAUUAUCUCCGUUUUCGCAAUAAGGACUCGAAUCUUAUGAUUCGUCUAUAUUUACAUGAUGGAAGAAUCAAAGCAUACGAAAUUGUGCUGUUCAUCAAAAUAUUUGAGCCUCGUACGGAUAAUAAUUACCGCGCUAUAUCUUCGUUCAAGUCUGAAUCCUCUGGUUCCGGUCGACGUCAAGUAUUUUGGGACGGCAAAUCAUCAGCUGACUACUGUGUAGUUUCUCCUAAUGUCUUCAUUUGUGUCGGACGCACUGAUGCUAAUGGCAAUGAUUUCCCUCCUUUCACUGCAGCUAUAGCAGCUGGUGGAUUCAAUUUAGAUCUCUGGGAACUUCAA
Ambispora gerdemannii is the source of this 387-nucleotide messenger RNA. The record is from the annotation of a GenBank genome assembly. NCBI's taxonomy places the organism in Eukaryota, Fungi, Glomeromycota, Glomeromycetes, Archaeosporales, Ambisporaceae.